Molecule: messenger RNA, 6963 nt
Organism: Betta splendens (Siamese fighting fish)
Lineage: Eukaryota; Metazoa; Chordata; Actinopteri; Anabantiformes; Osphronemidae
Product: myosin-9-like
Exons: 41
Coding region: 211-6093 (1960 amino acids)
Cellular component (GO): myosin complex
Molecular function (GO): ATP binding; cytoskeletal motor activity; actin filament binding
Source: RefSeq, a predicted model, not a curated record
AAGCAGCCAGUGGAAGAGGGAGGGCAGAAGGAAGGAGAGAGAGAGCGCGCGCGCGCGAGAGAGAGAGAGAGCGAGAGAGCGAGGAAGCCGAAGCGGAGCCUGAAGUUUCUGCCUCUACUCAAGCUGCUGUCGACGGGACGAGAAGUUGGACUCACGGCGACGCUGACUGAGCCCCCGCGUGUUGUUAGCCAUCCUCUAAAAGCAGCUACCAUGUCAGAUGCAGACAAGUUUCUGUACGUGGACCGCAACCUGGUCAACAACCCACUGGCCCAGGCUGACUGGGCCUCAAAGAAGCUGGUAUGGGUUCCCUCAGAGCGCCUGGGCUUCGAGGCCGGCUCCGUGAAGGAGGAGCGCGGAGACGAAUGCGUGGUGGAGUUGGCCGACUCUGGGAAGAAGAUCAAGGUGAACAAGGAUGACAUUCAGAAGAUGAACCCGCCCAAGUUCAGCAAGGUGGAGGACAUGGCGGAGCUCACCUGCCUGAACGAGGCCUCUGUGCUGCACAACCUGAAGGAGCGUUACUACUCUGGACUCAUAUAUACGUACUCCGGUCUUUUCUGUGUCGUCAUAAACCCCUACAAGAACCUGCCCAUCUACUCAGAGGAGAUCGUUGAUAUGUACAAGGGCAAGAAGAGGCAUGAGAUGCCGCCUCACAUCUACGCCAUCACUGACACGUCCUACAGAAGCAUGAUGCAGGAUCGUGAAGACCAGUCCAUUCUUUGCACAGGAGAGUCUGGAGCUGGAAAAACUGAGAACACCAAGAAGGUCAUCCAGUAUCUGGCUCACGUCGCCUCGUCUCACAAGACCAAGAAGGAUCAGAACAGCUUGGUCCUGUCACAUGGCGAGCUGGAGAAGCAGCUGCUGCAGGCCAACCCCAUCCUGGAGGCCUUCGGAAACGCCAAGACAGUCAAGAACGACAACUCAUCCAGAUUUGGGAAAUUCAUCAGGAUCAACUUUGACGUCAACGGUUACAUCGUUGGUGCCAAUAUUGAAACUUACCUGCUGGAGAAAUCCAGAGCCAUUCGCCAGGCCAAAGAGGAAAGGACCUUCCAUGUCUUCUACUACUUGCUCACAGGAGCUGGAGACAAACUGCGCAAUGAACUCCUCCUGGAAAACUACAACAACUAUCGUUUCCUUUCCAAUGGAAAUGUCACAAUUCCUGGACAGCAGGACAAGGAUUUGUUUACAGAGACCAUGGAGGCCAUGAAGAUCAUGAGCAUCCCAGAGGACGAGCAGAUCGGCAUGUUGAAGGUGGUGGCUUCUGUCCUGCAGCUCGGCAACAUGAGCUUCAAGAAGGAGCGCCACACUGACCAGGCCUCCAUGCCCGACAACACAGCUGCCCAGAAGGUGUGCCACCUCAUGGGCAUGAACGUCACCGACUUCACCCGGGCCAUCCUGUCCCCCAGGAUCAAAGUGGGCAGAGACUACGUGCAGAAGGCCCAGACCCAGGAGCAAGCAGAGUUUGCUGUGGAGGCCCUGGCCAAGGCCACGUACGAGAGGAUGUUCCGCUGGCUCGUCAUGAGGAUCAACAAAGCCCUGGACAAAACCAAGAGGCAGGGAGCCUCAUUCAUCGGCAUCCUGGACAUCGCUGGCUUUGAGAUCUUUGAGCUGAACUCCUUCGAGCAGCUGUGCAUCAACUACACCAACGAGAAGCUGCAGCAGCUCUUCAACCACACCAUGUUCAUCCUGGAGCAGGAGGAGUACCAGAGGGAGGGCAUCGAGUGGAGCUUCAUCGACUUCGGCCUGGACCUGCAGCCCUGCAUCGAACUGAUCGAGAAGCCUGCCAGUCCCCCAGGUAUUCUGGCUCUGCUGGACGAGGAGUGCUGGUUUCCCAAGGCCACGGACAAAAGCUUUGUGGAGAAGGUGCUGCAAGAGCAGGGAACACACCCCAAGUUCUUCAAGCCCAAGAAACUGAAGGAUGAAGCAGACUUCUGCAUCCUCCACUAUGCUGGAAAGGUUGACUACAAGGCAGAUGAGUGGCUGAUGAAGAACAUGGAUCCCCUGAAUGACAACGUGGCUUCUUUGCUCAACCAGUCCACUGACAAGUUUGUCUCUGAGCUCUGGAAGGAUGUUGAUCACAUCGUAGGUCUGGAUAAGGUAUCUGGCAUGUCCGAGAUGCCCGGAGCCUUUAAGACGCGUAAGGGCAUGUUCCGCACAGUGGGGCAGCUCUACAAGGAGCAGCUGUCCCGGCUCAUGGCCACGUUGAGGAACACCAACCCCAACUUUGUGCGCUGCAUCAUCCCCAACCAUGAGAAAAAGGCAGGAAAACUGGACCCCCACCUGGUUCUGGACCAGCUGAGGUGUAACGGUGUUCUGGAGGGGAUCCGUAUCUGCAGACAGGGCUUCCCCAACCGCAUCGUCUUCCAGGAGUUCAGACAGAGGUAUGAGAUUCUCACUCCCAACGCCAUCCCCAAGGGCUUCAUGGAUGGAAAGCAGGCCUGUUUGCUCAUGAUCAAAAGCCUGGAGCUGGACCCCAACCUGUACCGCAUGGGCCAGAGUAAAGUCUUCUUCAGGGCUGGAGUCCUCGCUCACCUGGAGGAGGAGAGAGACAUGAAGAUCACAGACAUCAUCAUCAGUUUCCAGGCCUGGUGCAGAGGCUACGUAGCUCGCAAAGCUUUUGCCAAGAGACAGCAGCAACUGACUGCAAUGAAGGUGAUCCAGAGGAACUGUGCUGCUUACCUUAAACUCAGGAACUGGCAGUGGUGGAGACUCUUUACCAAGGUGAAGCCUCUGCUGCAGGUCAGCAGGCAGGAGGAGGAGAUGCAGGCCAAAGAUGAGGAACUGAACAAGGUGAAGGAAAAGCAUUUGCAAGCUGAACAUCUGCUCCAAGACAUGGAGACCAAACAUAAGCAGCUGAAUGCUGAGAAGAUGGCCUUGCAGGAGCAGCUCCAAGCGGAAACAGAGCUCUGCGCUGAGGCAGAGGAAAUGAGAGCUCGUUUGGCUGCCAAGAAGCAGGAACUGGAAGAGAUCCUCCACGACCUGGAGGCAAGGGUGGAGGAGGAGGAGGAGCGUGCCUCUCACCUGUCAGCUGAGAAAAAGAAAAUGCAGCAAAAUAUCACAGACCUGGAGCAGCAGCUGGAUGAGGAAGAGGCAGCCAGACAGAAGCUGCAGCUGGAGAAGGUCACCAUGGAGGCCAAGUUGAAGAAGGUUGAAGAGGAUGUGAUGGUUCUUGAUGACCAUAACAACAAGCUAAACAAGGAGAAGAAGCUGUUGGAAGAGAGGAUCUCUGAGUUCACCACCAACCUGGCUGAGGAGGAGGAGAAAUCCAAGAGUCUGCAGAAACUCAAGACCAAACAUGAGGCCAUGAUCACAGACCUGGAGGACCGCCUGCGCAGGGAGGAGAAGCAGCGCCAGGAGCUGGAAAAGAACAGACGCAAACUUGAGGGCGACUUCACUGAGAUACACGACCAGAUUGCGGAGCUGCAGGCCCAGAUCGCUGAGCUCCGUGCCCAACUGGCCAAGAAGGAGGAGGAGCUCCAGGCAGCCUUGGCCCGGAUUGAGGAGGAGGCAGCGCAGAAAAACCUGGCCCAGAAAAAGAUCCGCGAGUUGGAAGCUCAGCUUUCUGAACUGCAGGAGGAUUUGGACCUAGAAAAGCAGGCUCGAGCCAAGGCAGAGAAACACCGCAGGGACCUGGGAGAAGAGCUAGAGGCCCUGAAGACCGAGCUGGAAGACACUCUAGACUCCACAGCCGCUCAGCAAGAGCUCAGGACAAAGCGUGAGACAGAGGUGGCUCAGCUUAAGAAGACAUUGGACGAAGAGGCAAAAACCCACGAACACCAGCUGGCUGAGAUGAGACAGAAGCACGGUCAAGCCUUCGACGAGCUCAACGAGCAGCUGGAGCAGGCCAAGCGGAACAAAGUGUCGAUGGAGAAAGCCAAGCAGGCUCUGGAGUCAGAGAGGAACGAGCUGGCCAUCGAGUUGCAGACACUGAUGCAGGGAAAAGGAGAAUCAGAGCAUCGCAGGAAGAAGGCUGAAGCUCAGGUCCAGGAGCUGCAGCUCAAACAUUCAGAGAGCGAGCGCCAGAGACUGGAGUUGGCUGAGAAACUGACCAAAGUGCAGGCUGAGCUGGAUAACGUCAACAGUGUCCUGAGUGAAGUGGAGGGAAAGUCCAUCAAGGCCACCAAAGACUGCUCUGCUGUGGAGUCUCAGCUGCAGGACGUGCAGGAACUGCUCCAAGAAGAGACGAGACAGAAGCUGUCGCUCAACACACGUCUGCGUCAGCUGGAGGACGACCAGAACAACCUGAAGGAACAGCUGGAGGAGGAAGAAGAGGCCAAGAGGAACGUGGAGAAGCAGCUUCAGGCAGCUCAGGCUCAGCUCGCUGAACUGAAGAAGAAGGUGGAGCAGGACGCCGGCUGUCUGGACUCUGCUGAGGAGGUAAAGAAGAAGCUCCAGAGAGACCUGGAGGGGCUGAACCAGCGGAUGGAGGAGAAAUGUGCAGCCUACGAGAAGCUGGACAAAACCAAGACGCGACUCCAACAGGAGCUGGACGACCUGCUGGUGGACCAGGACCACCUCCGUCAGAUCGUCUCCAACCUGGAGAAAAAGCAGAAGAAGUUUGACCAGAUGCUGGCUGAGGAGAAGAACAUCUCCGCCCGCUACGCAGAGGAGCGUGACCGCGCUGAAGCUGAGGCUCGUGAGAAGGAGACCCGGGCUCUGGCUCUGACACGUGAGCUGGAGUCUCUGAUGGAGAUUAAAGGUGAAAUGGAUCGCAACAGCAAACUGCUGAGGGCUGAAAUGGAAGACCUGGUGUCCUCCAAGGAUGAUGUCGGCAAAAAUGUGCAUGAGCUGGAGAAGGCCAAACGUUCAAUGGAGCAGCAGCUGGAGGAGAUGAAGACGCAGCUGGAGGAGCUGGAGGAUGAGCUGCAGGCCACAGAGGACGCCAAGCUGCGCCUGGAGGUCAACAUGCAGGCCAUGAAGGCCCAGUAUGAGAGGGACCUGGCAGGAAGGGACGAGAUGGGAGAGGAGAAGAAGAGGUCGCUUAUCAAACAGGUGCGAGAGAUGGAGAUGGAGCUGGAGGAUGAGAGGAAGCAGCGAUCUGCAUCUGUGGCCGCUCGCAAGAAGCUGGAGCUGGACUUGAAGGAGCUGGAGGGAGGCAUCGACAUGGCCAACAAGAACCGCGACGAGGCCCUUAGGCAACUGAAGAAACUCCAAGCUCAGAUGAAGGAUCUCGUCCGGGAGCUGGAGGACACUCGCAUGUCCAGAGAGGAGAUCCUGGCCCAGAGCAAAGAGGCCGAGAAGAAGCUGAAGACCAUGGAGGCUGACAUGCUCCAGAUGCAGGAGGAGGUGGCAGCUGCAGAGCGAGUGAAAAGACAGGCCCAGCAGGAGAGAGACGAACUGCAGGAUGAGAUCAACAGCCAGGCCAGCAAGAAUGCUCAGGCUGCAGAGGAGAGGAGACGGCUGGAGGCUCGUAUCGCUCAGCUGGAGGAGGAGCUGGAGGAGGAGCAGUGCAACACAGAGCUGACCAACGACAGGCUGAAGAAAGCCGUGCUGCAGACCGACCAGAUGAACGUGGAGCUGGCAGCGGAGCGCAGCAGCUGUCAGCGCGUGGAGGGCGCUCGUGGUCAGCUGGAGCGUCAGAACAAGGAGCUGAAGCUGAAGCUGCAGGAGCUGGAGGGAACGGUCAAGUCCAAGUACAAGGCCAACAUGGCCGCCCUGGAGGCCAAGAUCGGUCAACUGGAGGAGCAGCUGGACCUGGAGACCAGGGAGCGGCAGGCGGCCACCAAACUGGUGAGACGCACAGAGAAGAAGCUGAAGGAGGUGAUCCUGCAGGUGGACGACGAGAGACGCAACACGGAGCAGUACAAGGACCAGGCCGACAAGCUGAACUCUCGCAUGAAGCAGCUGAAGCGUCAGCUGGAGGAGGCUGAAGAGGAGGCUCAGAGAGCCAACGCCAACCGCAGGAAGCUGCAGAGGGAGCUGGAGGAUGCCACCGAGUCGGCCGACGCCAUGAACCGCGAAGUCGCCAGCCUGAAGAACAAGCUGAGGCGCGGUGACCUGCCCUUCAACGUGCGCCGCGCCAUUCCCCGCGGCGGCAUCGAGAGCGACGAGGAGAGCGAGCCCAAGAGCGAGACCCCCGAACCCAAACCCGAAUAAAGACACGCCACACCCCACAUGCUGACCCAGUAACCAGAGGUUUCCUCCCAGUUUGGUGCUGGGAUUCUUCGAUCUCUUUGACAAUCUAUGCAUUAGUGCGUACACACACACACACACAAACACACACACACACACACACAGAAGCCAGUAAACAGACAAUCACAUGCUGACAAAUACACAAACGUUAUUUUGGGGCCAAAUCUUUCCUUAGCUUUGUUUCAGUCUCUGGGGAAAAAUGAAGAACAUAUUUUUAUAAGCAAAUGUUCCAGUUGUGCAAGUCCUGCUUUAGCUUCUAUUUUUCUAAUGGGCGAGAGAAAACCAAGAUGAAUAAAACCGACAACCUGAACUAUUACUGGAGGGACCAAAGUGAUGUCUCCAUCUACAGAUUUGUAUUUUAUGCACAAGUUUUUAUAACGGUUAAGAAAGAAAUAGCUUUGUGUUUAUUUUCUCGCUGGCGCCUCAGUUUAUAAUGAGGGUUUUUGUGCUAAAGUGUAUCCUGUCAGUUCAGCAUCUGGCGCUUGUGUCGUCGCUUUAAGACGUAACGGCACAAAGUAAUUGAAGGCAGAUUUCAGAUUAGACUCAGUUCUGCGCUUUAGAGCAGACUCUAAACCUCAUGGCUGCCUUAAACACAGCUUCAUUCUACUGAGCAGGGGCGGUGGCUUUGAAUCCAUGUUUAGUGUUUGAUUGGUGGUGGGCUGUUCUCACACUGCUGGGAAGUGAAAGCGUGUGUUAAAGGAAAGCUCGCAGCCAAACUAAACAUGAAAUUAAAAACGGCAUCUCAUCUGUUUUUGUGUAAUGUUUCUGUCUGCAUCUUUGGAAUCAUGUUGUGAAAUGUUGGUAUUAUUACAAUAAAGAGGCCUUUUAAACAGC